CUCUCACCAUAACGCUAGUCCUCAUCUCAAGUUAUUUUAGCUAAUGGUUCCUCUACUCAAGUGGUUGGAUCACGGCUAUUUCACUUAUAUCUUCCUUAUCUUUGUCCUCUCAUGUUUCCUCAACUUCCUUUGAAUUUGUUGUUCGUCAAUUAACUAAAGCUCUUGAUUGUUCUGAGUCUUUGCGCCAUCUCCUAGGUUACCAAGAUACGCCUACCUAUCCAAAUAUCUUGGCUUCCCAAGUGGACUCAUCGAUUCGUAAGUUGAAAGAAAACUUGAAAUGGCUCAACAUGGUCCGAGGCUGAUCAUCCCAAUAGAUGUGAAGAAGAAGCCCCACGAGCAGGCGCUUCCCCUUCACACCCGGUGGCAUCCGGAGAUCCCGCCGGUCGCGGAGGUACGGACCAGUGAGUUCUUCCGGGUGGAGAUGAUGGACUGGAGCGGCGGUGCGGUCACGCAAGAGUACUCCGUCGAGGACAUCAAGCAUACCGACCUGUCCAUCGGUCAUUACAUGAGUGGACCGAUCAGAGUUUUGGAUACAGAUGGAGUUCCAGCGAAGCCGGGCGAUCUUCUCGCUGUCGAGAUAUGCAACCUGGGUCCUCUACCGGGCGAUGAAUGGGGCUUCACAGCAACAUUCGACAGAGAACACGGAGGCGGGUUUCUGACAGAUCAUUUCCCAAGUGCAACCAAAGCUAUAUGGUAUUUCGAAGGAAUCUAUGCGUACUCACCGCAAAUACCGGGUGUGAGAUUUCCAGGUUUGACUCACCCUGGAUUAAUUGGAACUGCACCAUCUAAGGAACUCCUGAACAUAUGGAACGACAGGGAAAGAGAGGUUCAAGAAAAUGGACUGCAGACGUUCAAGCUAUGUGAGGUUGUGCAUUCAAGGCCACUAGCAAGCUUACCAUCAACCAAAGGCUCCGUCCUCGGCAAGAUUAAACAAGGCACUCCUGAAUGGGAAAGGAUUGCAAAGGAAGCUGCAAGAACAACUCCGGGAAGAGAGAAUGGGGGAAACUGCGACAUCAAAAAUCUAGGAAGGGGUUCAAAGAUAUAUCUCCCAGUUUUUGUGGAAGGAGCAAACCUCAGCACUGGCGAUAUGCACUUCUCUCAGGGUGAUGGUGAAAUCUCCUUCUGCGGGGCAAUCGAGAUGAGUGGCUUUUUGGAGCUCAAGUGCGAAAUCAUCAGAGGAGGGAUGAAAGAAUACCUGACACCAAUGGGGCCAACUCCCCUGCAUGUGAACCCAAUCUUCGAGAUAGGACCAGUGGAGCCGAGAUUUUCAGAAUGGCUAGUGUUUGAAGGGAUCAGCGUUGAUGAGAGCGGAAGGCAGCAUUUCCUUGAUGCCACUGUCGCGUACAAGCGAGCAGUACUAAAUGCCAUCCACUACCUCUCCAAAUUCGGGUACUCCAAGGAGCAGAUGUAUCUUCUAGUAUCCUGCUGCCCAUGUGAAGGAAGGAUAUCUGGAAUUGUGGAUUCCCCUAAUGCUGUAGCAACACUUGCAAUCCCCACUGCCAUCUUUGAUCAGGAUAUUCGUCCGAAGAACAAGAUUCCAGUCGGGCCUCGGCUAGUCAGGAAGCCAGAUGUCCUGAAGUGCACUUAUGAUGGGAAUCUACCUAUAACAAAGAACCUUAGUGCCACUAUGUAGUCCUCGCUCAGGUGUCGUAGAUCACAAUAGUUAAGGAAAACAUAUGUGCUUGCACAUCUUCCUAUUCCACGUUUACGAAGUAUAAGUAUUGUGAAAGCAAACAAUAUGUUACUUUGGACAAUACAAUUUGGGUGGCAUUCGACA
Messenger RNA from Eucalyptus grandis, 1777 nucleotides. RefSeq names its product formamidase-like. The record is from RefSeq and is a predicted model, not a curated record. The transcript is spliced from 7 exons. Lineage: Eukaryota; Viridiplantae; Streptophyta; Magnoliopsida; Myrtales; Myrtaceae. The coding region runs from base 278 to 1633 and encodes 451 amino acids. Gene Ontology annotation, molecular function: hydrolase activity, acting on carbon-nitrogen (but not peptide) bonds, in linear amides.